Messenger RNA from Haliotis rufescens (red abalone), 6040 nucleotides. Its product is annotated as protogenin-like. The record is from RefSeq and is a predicted model, not a curated record. The coding region runs from base 343 to 4164 and encodes 1273 amino acids. The transcript is spliced from 21 exons. Gene Ontology annotation, biological process: cell-cell adhesion. NCBI's taxonomy places the organism in Eukaryota, Metazoa, Mollusca, Gastropoda, Lepetellida, Haliotidae. Gene Ontology annotation, molecular function: protein binding.
UGCUCUUCCAUCGAGCUGGAUCCCGCCCCCGUAUAGACGAAUGCAAAUAUUGAAUAAAUUAUCAAAUGACUCUGCCAACGCAUGUGAACGAAAUCCUACACUCGAACAAUGACAACCGAUCUCAGGAUCAAACAGGACCAGUGUGUACCUCUCCAAAACAUCGGGCGUGUCAUAUACCAAUUGCAGAACAGGGAGGGGCCGAGGUUGAUAGAACAGCUGGCGCAAGGCUAAAAGAUUAGAAGGUUGUGCUACGGUUGAAUAGCCGCAAAUUCAUGCCCACUACGAAGAGAAGGAGGCCAAAUUUGUAGUGGGAUUUUGGGUGCGGAAUUCCCCAAUGGUUGUAUGUCCAUGGCGCCUUCCUCAAUCCUAGGCGGGAGUCUACCCGUGGCGGUAGUCGUGCUGAUCGCCGUCGUCAGAGCCAAUGGGGAGGACUCUGCAGGGUUUGAGGCAGGAAUACGGGUGUACCAAGACGUAGAUGUAGUUGUUACACAGAAGAACGGACAGUUGUUGCUCAACUGCUCUGUCAAAGCCACUUCAGACUUUGGGCCUUUCCAAUACGAGUGGCUAAAGGAUGACAAACUUAUAGAAUUUGAAGAAGUCAACCCCAAAAUAAAACUGCUUUCAAAUGGGUCACUAUAUUUCAAAAAGUUCAGGAAACGAAAACGUCGAACGGACGAAGGAGAUUACACAUGUAUUGUCAAGAACAGCAUUGGAAGUGUUAUAGCUAACCAUGUACACGUUCAAGUUGCAAAUGUUGCAAAAAACUUUACACGCGAGCCACUUUCUCAGGAAGCUUUUGUAGGAGGCUCCGCUCGAUUUGAAUGCCGCAUAGACGCUUUCCCUGCCCCAAUCUUUAAAUGGGAGAAAGCUCGCACAGAUCUACCUCAAGAUAGUGAAAAAUAUAUUCUAUUCCGCUCUGGAGUUCUUCACAUAAACAACCUCACACUAGAAGAUACGGGUCUUUACCGAUGCAUUACCUCUCAUGGGGAACUACAUACGCUCCCUGACGUCAUUGACACCAUACGCUGGCGCCACAGUCGAGAAGCUGCUCUCACAGUCAAAACGGGCGAAGCAAGACGUAAACCAAGAAUUAUUGACGGCAACUUAAAUGUGACAACGAAGACAGGAGAGACGGCCAUCCUUGAAUGCCUGGUCGAUGGCUCUCCACUGCCCAAUGUCACCUGGCAUCGACAGGAUCGUAAAUCCCUCAGUCAGUAUGUCUCCUAUGUUGGACACAAGAACCUCAAGAUCCGCUCUGUCCAAAAGGAGGAUGCAGGGACGUACGUCUGCACUGCCAGUAGUCGGGGCUUCAAGGAUGUCAGUGUCUACGUGACUCUCACUGUCAACAUGUCCCCAAUCAUCACCACACCACCGCAGACCCAACGAUGGCCACGGGCGAGGACUGUCAUCCUCAAAUGUGAGGUGGAUGCGUUACCCGAGGCGACGGUCCGUUGGUACAGGGACGGAGAGUUGAUCAAGCCUGGCCAACCCUUUGAGUUCCGUUCGAGUUCUUUGGUCAUCUACAACGUGGAGCUGAAGCAUGAUGGGUACUACCAGUGUAUCGCAGAGAAUAGUGUCGGGCGGGACACGGCCUUCGCCAGACUCGAGAUCUUCGAAAACAACGGUUCCCCUAAGCCUCCACAAGGCUUGAAGGCUCACGCACUCACCAGCAAGAAGAUCUUCGUCCAGUGGAACAAGUCGGAGUCACCGCCCGAACUGCCGAUCCUCACCUACGUUGUGUCUGUUGUAGCCUUCAAUGGAGCGGAGGCGCUGGACACGGACUUUGUGAUCGGGGAGGAGGCCAUCCUGAACACGACCAUGGACCAGCUGAAGCCGUUCACCAACUACUCCGUGUACGUCAAGGCCUUCAACAAGAAGGGGGCCAGCCCUCGCUCUGUCAACGUCAGAGUCCAGACACUUGAGGAUAUUCCGGUGGCUUGCCCCGAGAUUAUCCUAUCGACCAACACGCCCAACACCAUCCAGGUUGAGUGGAAGGAGAUGCUGCCGUCUCUGCGCAACGGCAUCAUCACAGAGUACGAGGUGCACUACAAGACAAAGGAUGCGGGGGAGAUGGUUGAUGCAGUCGAGUCCAAGUCCUUCUACACAAUCAGAGAUGUACAGCCAGAUGAGGAGUACUAUGUUCGAGUUUUGGCUAGGACGAAGAAGGGCUAUCCUGUUCUGUCCGAUGCCCAAUGGCCUUGGGUCUCCAUCCGGACGUCCAGACUCAUCUCCUCCUUCCCGAUGCCCCACCUCCACAUUGUGCGUAAGAAUGCCUCAGUGGUUGUUGUCAAGUGGGCCAUUGACGAUCAGCAGGGCAAGGUGGAGACGUACCAGAUUCAGUUGAAGAACCUGCAGGAUAAGGGCACUGUUCUACAUACCGACACCAUCACGGGACCAGCUGAACAAUAUGUCCUUACAGACCUAGACAACAGCACAGAGUACGAAGUAACGAUCACCGCAAGGGGAAAUGGAGAAUCAUCUGGCCCCGUUGCCAUGGAGUUCCGGACAACGGAAGAUGGCCCUGUUUUUGCAGCCAAGGUUCUCAGCGCAAGGACGCUGAACAAGGCAACCAUCUUGUUGACUUGGAUGCAGCCCGGCUCACCGCACCGAAUCAAGCAGUUCGACGUGUGCUACCAGAUAGAGAUGGGAAAAACCCAGACUUGCAAGAAGAGCCUGUCCCCAAGUGUCAGCAUUGCCGGACUGAAGCCGUUUACCAAGUACAAGUUCACUGUACGUACGCACUUCCAGAACAACGAUGUCAAGGUCAGCAGCCCGCUCAUUGCUCAGACUCAGGAAGACAUCCCCAGUGCACCCACCAACAUCACGUGGAUCGUGGUGUCUCCGGGCACUGUGGAGCUUCACUGGAAGCCUCCAGCCUCCCCCAACGGCGUCAUCACAUCCUACAUCAUCUUCUACAACAACAACAACAAGGUUCCUGACACCAUGUGGCGCAACCUCACCCAGACAGGGGGGCUGACACAGGCUACCGUGGAUGAACUGACUGCCGCCUCCUACUUCUUCAAACUCCGAGCGUGUACCCGAGCAGGUCAAGGUCGUCCGUCACAGAUCGUCGUGGUCUACCCGAACAUCAAAUGCACUAGCCAGACUCAGCAGCAGGAGCGAUGCCGACCAGACACCAUCGUCGGACCUGGUGCAAACACAGGUCGACGAGACAAACAGCUGGGAAUAAUUGUUGGUGUCACCAUCGGCAUUGUCUGCAUCGUCAUCUGCAUUGUCGUCAUUGUUUUUCGCAACAGAUGUUUCAGAUCCCGCGAACCUCCGCCUAUUUACCAUGGUAACGGCCACCUUCCAGGCCAUGGCAAUGGUCAUGCUGUCCACGUGACGACCAACCGCCUCUCGGUGCCGAGCUCGGAUAUCGAGGCUCUCACACCUAUGUUAAACUCACUGCAAGAGAACACUGAGUCGGAUUCUAAGGGGGGUGGAACACUGAUCGUGACGCCGAACGGCGUGCGAAUGAACGGGAUCAGUCAGAGUUUGCAGAAUGGACAUGUGCCCAAUGGUCAUGUGACCAGGCGAGAGGGUAAUGUGCAUCUUGGCAACCGGGGCAGCUCAGAGGAGCAUCAUGGGCUCAUUGCUGCCAUCCAGGCCUCGUCUGAGAGUAGCCCUGGAUCCACUGGCCGGGAGAUGUCCACAUACGCGGGGGAAAGUCUGGAGGAGAUUGACGGGAGUCUGGAGGACGAGAGUCAAAUGACAUCUGUUGUCACGGCACCCAAUGGGGAGGCAGCCAUGUUGAAGGUGACCGCCAGUGAAGGGGGAGACAAACCCCGUAUCUCUCCAUCUCGCCGCGGCAACGGCGGCACAGGGGCAGCUCAGGCAGCAUCUUCAUCCCCAACACUCAGGAACAACGGCAGCGGCGGCGGCGGCAGCAGCAACGCAGCUGACAGCACUACCUCAUCUCACCUGCCAAGCAGCAACACAACCUUGAGGCGGGAUCAAGGUCAAGGUCACGAGGACCUACCUCCAACCCCUCCUCCACCUCUCGCAAGCAGCACCCAGAGCAGUACCUCUACUCAGGAAUGUCCGGAGGCCCCGGGGACACAUGUUGACAGUCUGCCCCCAAGAGUCGGGGCAGGGAUAUUACCUCAUAUGUUUGUACGUGAUGGGACAUGGGCAGGUUUAGAGCAAUCUGACUCCGUGGUGUAGUGGUGUUGCACCACCCUGGCUAAUGAUAAACUUGUGUUGUCUACAGACCGACCUCAUUCAUAACGUGGCAACCGCCCACUCACCCACCUUCCGUCUCUCUGUCACCUGCAGUGGCAGGAUACAUGAACAGACGAACAGAGCCACAGAGGGUGGGUGUGGUGCCUGCGGCCACGAUGCGAUGUACUACUAUCUUCCUGUGAUGCGGGUAUUAUAUAUACACACUUUUUUACUUCUCCUUUUAAGAGUGAUCAAGUGGCAAACGUGAACAGAUGAUACCUCAUUUUUAACUACCAACAACUUCUGGAACUGUUGCUAUGGAAACAGAUCAUCUCCUCAGAGACUUGUUUUAUAUUGUACCUCUUCAGCUGUUUCCAUGGCGAUGUGUCAUGGGGCAGCCAACAGCAAUUCAUUUGGACUGAGGUGCAAAGGGUAAUGUUGCCAAUGGUGUUGCUAUGGACAUGAUGGGUGUUGCUAAGCUCAGGUCAACUGUUGCCAUGGAGACUGAAGGUAUAGUGUGGACUAUGUGAUGCACGAGGAUGGGGAAAGGGCAGCUCCUUCUACCUCGAUACGGCUAUGUAUGUAUACAGAGCUUUUGAACUUCAGGAUCAGCAUUGCCCGUGGUUGAGGCCACGGGAUCUUCAGGGCCUGUGGUCGAGGCCACAGGAUCUUCAGGGCCUGUGGUCAAGGCCACAGGAUUUUCAGGGCCUGUGGUGUGGUCCACACUACACAAUCACCACCAGGACUACGGUGUUCCCAUGCCACACUACCAUCGGACUCAAACCACUGCUGCAAAAGACCUGCAAGGGACGUACGGCGGCAGCUAGCGGUGUCGUAUCCUACGUGUUUUUCGUCAACGGUUGCAGGAAGAGGCUGCUGCCAUUGCUCCUCCUCCUCCAGACAGACGGCAGCUCAUUGGGGAACUCAACUCAUAGUUGUAGUGUAUUCCAUUUUUGCUAUAUGACAGUAUUUUACUAAACAAAUCAUGUUACGGUCAAAUAAGGUCUAGUUGUCGCUGCUCCUGUCAGGAACGAUCCUGCUCUGUGUCGUCGCGUGUGAGGACUCGUCGACAUUGGAGCCAUCAUUGUGUUUUGUGUAUGAUGUCACUUCCUGUUUGGAACUGGUACUACUUUUUGUGUAUGAUGUCAUGACUUCCUGUGUGGAAGCUGUUUUAUGUGUAUGAUGUCACUUCCUCCAGUGGGACAUGCUAGUUACCUCAUAAGUAUCUACCUCACUUCUGCAGUGGCGGCGAUGUGCUGUGGGCGAGCGUGGAGGGGAAGCAGAGAUGGUGACAUGGUGGGCGUUGUCUUGAACUCGGUCUAUCUCAGGGAGUAUCUAAGUCACUAUAAACCGCGAGUCAAAAACUGACGCCUCACUUUGUCCACAGCUGCAGCUGCCACAGGUCGUCGCCAUAGCAACUUGGCUGAUUAGUCACCUUGCACCCGAUGAAGGUGAAGGUCGACUAAUAGCCGGUGCGUACCUCGAAGAGACUGACCUGCAUCUGGUGGCCGACCAUGACUGUCGACUACAACAGCAACAUCUCCGGCUGACGCUGUUGCGGGAUGUCAAUGUCAACCGUCUGCUGAUUUAACUAGAGUGGGUCAGAAUCUGCUAACUAUACCUCGGGAGGGGGCGGAAUGUUAGUUUCCAUGGUUACUGUCAUACCAAUCUAUAUCAGCGUAGUCUUCACGGAGGGGACAAACACGUGGUGGGAGCCAGGGCGGGGUUGGGAUCCGGUCUGAAGCAACUACCUCUGACGUACCUACCGGUUUAUUUACAACCAUGGUAUGCAUGCUAAAAACCACAUGCAAAACUCACUAUAGAACCCAACAUAACUCAACACAGACCAACCUCACCAUGUUGGUUUAGCGUAGUCGGU